Molecule: messenger RNA, 6142 nt
Organism: Cygnus atratus (black swan)
Lineage: Eukaryota; Metazoa; Chordata; Aves; Anseriformes; Anatidae
Gene: SNX13
Product: sorting nexin 13
Exons: 25
Coding region: 127-2838 (903 amino acids)
Biological process (GO): positive regulation of GTPase activity
Cellular component (GO): early endosome
Molecular function (GO): phosphatidylinositol binding
Source: RefSeq, a predicted model, not a curated record
GGGCGGCCGCUGAGGGAGGCGGCCCGGGGCUCGCCUGGCCGCAGGGUGGGGGGAACUUUCUGCGCGGCCGCCGGCCUUCACCAUGCUGCGGGGCUAGAGCCGCGGAGACGCCGCAGCGGGGUAAUAAUGUUAGCAGAGACCAGUCUUUCCAUAUGGGGAUGGGGAAGUCUUGGUGUUGUGCUUUUUCUAAUAACUUUUGGACCCUUUGCUAUAUUUUACUUUGCAUUUUAUAUCCUCUGCUUCGUGGGUGGGGGUUUUGUGGUUACUCUUUUAUUUGGAAAAAGCAACUCAGAAAAAUACCUUGAGCAGUGUGAACAUUCAUUUCUUCCUUGUACAUCAGUUGGGAUCCCUAAGUGCAUAGAAGAAAUGAAACGUGAAGCCAGACCUAUUAAGAUUGACAGAAGACUGACAGGUGCAAAUAUAAUUGAUGAGCCUUUGCAACAGGUAAUCCAGUUUUCCCUGAGAGACUAUGUGCAGUAUUGGUAUUACACACUAAGUGAUGAUGAAUCGUUUCUUCUGGAAAUAAGGCAGGCUCUUCAGUAUGCACUUGUCCAGUUUUCUGCCAGGUCAAAGGAAACAGACUGGCAGCCUUAUUUCACUACACGACUUGUUGAUGACUUUGGCACUCAUCUUCGAGUUUUCAGAAAAGCUCAGCAAAGAAUAGCAGAGAAAGGUGAUCAGAUGAAAGACCAAGCUGAGGAACUUGUAGAUACAUUCUUUGAGGUUGAAGUUGAAAUGGAAAAAGAAGUCUGUCGUGACCUAGUCUGCACUUCUCCCAAAGAUGAAGAAGGAUUCCUAAGGGAUCUGUGUGAGGUUUUACUGUAUAUAUUGCUACCUCCUGGAGACUUCCAGAACAAGAUCAUGCGAUACUUUGUCAGGGAAAUCCUCUCCCGAGGGAUUCUUCUUCCAUUAAUAAACCAGCUCAGUGAUCCUGAUUAUAUUAAUCAGUAUGUCAUAUGGAUGAUUCGUGAUUCCAACUGUAACUAUGAGGCCUUUAUGAAUAUUAUUAAAUUAAGUGAUAACAUAGGAGAGUUGGAAGCAGUGAAAGAUAAAGCAAGUGAAGAACUGCAAUAUCUUCGAUCUCUUGAUACAGCGGGAGAUGAUAUCAACACUAUAAAAAAUCAAAUAAACAGUUUAUUAUAUGUUAUUAAAGUAUGUGAUUCAAGAAUUCAGAGGUUGCAGUCAGGAAAAGAAAUAGAUACUGUGAAACUGGCAGCAAACUUUGGAAAACUUUGCACAGUCCCUCUGGACCAUAUUCUGGUAGACAAUGUUGCACUACAAUUUUUUAUGGAUUACAUGCAGCAGACUGGUGGCCAAGCACAUCUGUUUUUCUGGAUGACGGUGGAAGGAUACAGGGUUACGGCACAGCAGCAGCUGGAGGUACUUCAAAGCCGGCAAAAAGAUGGAAAGCAUCAGACUAAUCAAACCAAGGGUCUAUUAAGAGCAGCUGCGGUUGGAGUUUAUGAGCAAUAUUUAUCAGAAAAGGCAUCUCCGAGAGUUAAUAUUGAUGACAACUUAGUAGCAAAACUGGCAGAAACACUGAACCAUGAGGAUCCAACACCUGAAAUCUUUGAUGACAUUCAAAGAAAGGUUUAUGAAUUGAUGCUGCGGGAUGAAAGAUUCUAUCCUUCAUUCAAACAGAACGUAUUGUAUGUGCGCAUGUUAGCUGAGCUGGAUAUGCUGAAGGAUCCUAGUUUCAGAGGAUCAGAUGAUGGUGAAGGAGAAUCCUUUAACGGGUCUCCUACUGGCAGCAUAAAUCUGUCCUUAGAUGACCUUUCAAAUGUCCCUUCUGAUGAGACAGUUCAACUCCAUGCAUACAUCUCAGAUACUGGCGUGUGUAAUGACCAUGGCAAGACAUACGCACUGUAUGCUAUCACAGUCCAUCGGCGAAAUCAAAACAGUGAAGAGACAUGGAAGACGUAUCGGCGUUACAGUGACUUCCAUGACUUUCACAUGAGGAUCACUGAGCAGUUUGAAAAUCUGGCAAAUAUACUGAAACUUCCUGGCAAAAAGACAUUUAACAAUAUGGACAGAGAAUUCUUGGAAAAGAGGAAAAAAGAUUUAAAUGCAUAUUUGCAGCUCCUGUUAAAUCCUGAAAUGAUGAAAGCUUCUCCAGCUCUAGCCCAUUAUGUGUAUGACUUCCUGGAGAAUAAAGCCUACAGCAAAGGGAAGGGAGAUUUUGCACGGAAGGUGCCUCCUUUGAUCCAGAAAACCUAUUCAGACCCUGACCAUUGCCGUGUUGCAGCACCAAUUGAUGACAAUGUGGAUGACAAUAUCCCGCUUAGAGUAAUGCUCCUCCUGAUGGAUGAAGUCUUUGAUUUAAAGGAAAGAAAUCAGUGGUUAAGAAGAAAUAUAAAAAAUCUGCUUCAACAGCUUAUUAGAGCAACAUAUGGUGACACAAUUAACAGGAAAAUAGUUGAUCAUGUUGACUGGAUGACAUCUCCUGAACAAGUAGCAGAUGCUGUAAAACGCUUCAGAGAUGCUUUUUGGCCCAAUGGCAUUUUAGCAGAGACUGUUCCACGGAGAGACAAAGCUAUUAGAAUGAGAACAAGAGUGGCAGGGAAGACCAAAUUACUGGAGGUAAUGCCAGAUGAGCUGAAGCACAUCAUAGGCGCUGAGACAACUCGAAAAGGCAUUCUUCGGGUCUUUGAAAUGUUCCAGCACACUCAACUGAAUAAGAGAAUGGUGUAUGUCUUUCUGGAGAGAUUCCUAGAAACCUUAUUUCCACAAAAUAAGUUCCAUGAGCUCUUCAACAAACUGCAUUCACGGUCAAAGCAGAUGCAGAGGUACAAACAGAGACUACACACUACUCAAGCGCCUUCCUUGCAGAAAAGGUGACACUUCAAACCUAUUAAGCUGGUGUAUGUUUGUCCAGGACUAAUUACUUGGGCAGAUUCUCUGGGGCUUCAAACUCACAUGCUGUUACUUCUGCACCAGUCUUUUAGUGUCACAUAUUAGAUUAUUAAUGCAUCUGUAAGACCUGUGGAUCUUCUCAUCUUCACUUGUAAUUCAACCACUACCAGAAGGGUUUGUGUGUCUUAAAUGAUUUGGUGCGUCUUCAUGCAACAUUGAGAAGAAUACUGGCCCAUUAUAUAAGAAUGCUGAUUCCUUCCGUUCCUGAGUUGAUGUUUGCCAGCAAUGAAAAGUGCCAGACUGUUUGAGUGAAGCACAACAGCUAUGGCGAUACAGUGGAGGAAAAGAAUGUUUUGGCACUGGGAGAUAGUGCAAUGUGUGAGAAUCAGGUGGAAUUGUUCUACCUUACGGCUGUUGAGACUCUGUAGGGCUUAUUUAACAUUCCUGUAAAGGCUGAGCUAACAUGAAAAGCAGUCUCUGGAACAGCAGGUUCAUAGGGGAGGGGAGAUACAGUUACGCCCCCAUCAUAAAAGUAUAUUUAUUAAAGAAAAGUUGGGGUAAUGUGGUUUUUAUGCCACAUAAAGUUUACCUUUUAUGUUUUGAAAAAUAAACUAACAUCUAUCGGGGGGUUUAGUAAAGGCAGAGGUGCAGUAGAAAUAAACCCUUUAUUCUGAUUAUUCUGUAGCUCUAAGGGCCAUACUCUGCUCUUACAGCACCUGGCAUACAUUUUGCAUGUAACUUCAGUGGAGAAGGGGCAUCAUAUUUAUGUUCAAUUGGUGUAUUUGAACAUAUGUCAAGUUGAUAGUUGUAGAAGGAAGGGGGUACAUGUUUCAAAGAGGAUAGACAUAUCAUGUUAGAAGAUGAGGAAAUGGCACGAAGAAACAGUUCUCACACAACUCCCCUCUUAAAAUCUGAAACACUUCGGGUGUAAAAGACUGUCCUACCCAAUUGAAGGAUUCCCUACCUUUGGGUGUGCAAGCCUCAUGGGAAAAAUGUUAGAAUUAGUUGGUUCCUUACAGAUAAAAGAUUUCAUUAGUCAUAUGCAAACAUUUGGAAAUUCCUGAAUGCAUCUCAGUGUAUAUAUGAAAAUAAAAAGGAGAUAAAACUACAAUAUUUUUUUAAAUAUUUUUUUUAUUUUUUUGCAUAGUGUAAAAUUUUAAUAAAAGUUUGACAUCAAGGCCCCACAUCCAUCUGUUUAGUUUCAUCGAAUAAUUUCUGUCCAACUAAAACUAAAGUAACAUGAGUAAUCCUGUUUGGCCACAGCAUAUCUCAGUUUGUGUUUUCUUUUUCAUAGUCCCCUGCUGUUUAUGAGCACCACUAUCCAGGUGAAUAGAAAGAUCCUGCAGAGUCCAUAUUUUUUCUGAACACUAAAUACAGGGUAAGAUACAGCUAUUGAUCAAGGAUCCUUAUAGCAAUUUGUGUCGAAAUGGGAACAAAUGAUCCUUUUAUGCAAGGGGGGAACACAGACUUUUUAUGAAAGUGUUCUAAGAGAAGAUAGAAAGCUCUUAAAGGACCUAGUUAAAUUGACUGAAGCCUCUAUAUAGAUAUUUUGUUUUCUUACGGACUCUAUUCACACAAUGUAGCCUUUUAUCAUACUACUUAAUGGUGAUCAUAUUGUACUGUUAACAUUCUCAUACAGUAUGCAUGGGCUCAAGUGCACUUGUUUUUUUCUUUAUUGCAGAACUAAAUACUGUAAAUUAAAUCCCUUUCUUUUAUAAUUUCUAGGAAGACAAGUUGGCAAAUAUGUAUGAAUCCUUCCCCCUUCCUCUCUGCAGGUUUUGUAGAAGCGUGGAUUAAGUGCUGUUGAGUUUAACAAAAUUCUUGAGUUCCUGUGUGAAGUAAUCAAUAUAGCCAGCUACUAUUGUUUACAUGUCUGUAUCUUCCUCUGAUGUCAGGGUAUACUCUGUUAUACCUGAUAUCUGACUGAUAAAGAUCAUUCAGCAAUUGUUCUUGGUGAUAUAGUAAAUAUAUCAUUGAUACUACCAAACCUAAUUUAUAUCUUUUAAAUCACUGAAUUAGUUAUGCAGUAUGAAAAUGGGAAGUUUAAAUACUGUUUUGUCAAAUCUGUGGAGCCUCUUUUCUGUCUGCAGGUACCAUGAAAAAAAAAAUCAAGAGUGAAUGUGUGCAAAUUUGGGAUUUUCUUAAUUGUCUUGUACAUUUCUGUACAAAAAAAAAAAAUAAUAUCUCUAGGAAUGUGAACUGAACAUAAUACAAUGUGUUUGUUAGUCAUUUUACGUAAUGAAUUUAUUACAUAUAUAUACUUAUACACACAUUUAUAUACAUGUGUGUGCAUAUGUAUAUAUGUACUAAAGUUCUGUCUUCUGUAUUUAAUUACAGAACUUGGCUUCCUAAUUCAGUGGUGCCUGUUAGCUGGCAAGAAUGAUCAGAAAUGAAUACUUUUUGUUUAAAAGUUUGUAUGUAUCUUUAUUUAAGUGGUUUUCCUGUUGACGAUUUAAAAUAUCUGCCCUGUCAACCCAUGCAGCCUGUUAUCCUAUAAAGUCUCCAAAACUGAAUGUUAAUAUACAGCACUUAAGUUUCUGGAUGUGUAUUCUGGCCUUUGGGUGCUGUGACUGGCUGCCGAAAAUUGUGCCAUUGUCAACAAAUGCACUUGUUUUAGCCUUAAUUAUUUUUAAGAGAAAAUGAGCAAUUCAGUUUUUCAUUUGGUUCAUCCUCAAGCUUGUGCUGCUGGUGUUUGCUAGAACUAAACAGUAAAUUUUAAGUGCUACCAGAAUGUGUACCAAAAUAAAAAUAUAUGAAUUCCACAAUCUAAAUUUUAAUUUUGUGCAAUAUUUUCAUUAAAUGCAUGUGUAUUUGAAUAACUGUAAAAUAAAUGAAUUUUUAAUGUUUUGAAGUCUAGGUUAAAAAUGUCUUCUCAGCUAAACAAUUUUGCAUUCUGUUGUUGCGUUAGUUUAUUUAAGGACUUGUUUUAAAAGUCUUAUUUGUUACUCCUCUGUUAAUUCCCUUGUUCUUAAUGAUCAUUGCUCAAUUGAGCAUAGCUCAUACAUUACAAGGGAAAAAUCUGAAGAGCACAUCUCAUGAAUAUAGCUGUUAUAAAUUACUUGUGCAUAUCAUUGUACAGUAAGUGUCAGCUGUGUGCCUAAUUGUUCUAUUAAUGCUUUUUCCCUCCCUUCCCCAUCCUGUCGUUUCCGUAAUAAAGAAUGAACAUGAAACAGACUGCCAGGGUCACUUCUACUGGAAGGCUGAGGACUCUGAAUUAUUUUUUUUUGGAGUUUGCAUUUAUGUUCUGUCCAAAGCUAAAAAAAAAUAAAAUUACACUAAUAAAGUAUUA